Molecule: messenger RNA, 3422 nt
Organism: Hippocampus comes (tiger tail seahorse)
Lineage: Eukaryota; Metazoa; Chordata; Actinopteri; Syngnathiformes; Syngnathidae
Product: E3 ubiquitin-protein ligase AMFR
Exons: 14
Coding region: 224-2095 (623 amino acids)
Biological process (GO): endoplasmic reticulum unfolded protein response; ubiquitin-dependent protein catabolic process; protein K48-linked ubiquitination
Cellular component (GO): cytosol; endoplasmic reticulum; ubiquitin ligase complex
Molecular function (GO): ubiquitin protein ligase activity; ubiquitin binding
Source: RefSeq, a predicted model, not a curated record
GACGUAUCACGCGCGAGACAGCAGCCUCCCCCCAGCUUGGCUGUGGCUCGAUGAAAUAAACAUGACGAUGUUGACAAUUACGAUGUUUUUAAUGGAGCACUCCUAAAAACCGCGGCGUUCGAUACAACGCGUAGGUUGGAUAUUGUGUUUGAGAUUCCGGGAAACCGUCUCGAACGGGGACAAAGCACAGUUUUAACGAGUGGGGAGAAGGCUCGGAGCAGAAAUGCCUCUGCUAUUUCUGGAGAGGUUCCCUUGGCCCAGUCUGCAGACCUACACGGGGUUGACGCUGGUUUUGCUGGCGGGGAGCAUCUUCAGCGCCUACACCACUGUGACCGAUCCUGGCUUUGGGUCUUUGGAAGGGGAUGAGUCCCCAACACCCACCGACGUGGAAUUAGAACACUUGAAUAAUGAUAUUAGUAAUACAGAAUUGGCAAACACUGUCUUGUGGUAUCUGGUAACAGACAGCCUCUUUGUAUGGGUGCUAGUGAAUACAAUCUGCUGCUCCUUAAUGUUAAUUGCAAAAAUGAUCCAAUAUGUGGUGUUUGGCCCUCUCAGAGUCAGUGAGAAACAGCACCUAAAAGACAAGUUCUGGAACUUCAUCUUCUACAAGUUUAUAUUCAUCUUUGGCGUGCUGAACGUACAGACAGUGGAGGAGGUUGUCAUGUGGUGUCUGUGGUUCUCUGCACUGGUCUUUCUUCACCUGAUGGUGCAGCUCUGCAAGGACCGGUUUGAAUAUCUGUCAUUCUCGCCCUCCACUCCCAUGAACAGCCACGUGCGAGUCAUGUGUCUUCUGGUCUCCCUCCUGCUUGGCUGCUGUGGUCUGGCAGUAGUCUGUGGUCUGCUGGGGGCAUCCCAUGGAAUGCAUACCCUUUCUUUCAUGGCCGCAGAGUGCCUGAUGGUGACUGUUCGCACAGGACAUGUCAUCAUGCGGUACUCCAUCCACCUGUGGGACCUGAAGCACCCAGGAACUUGGGAGAGUAAAGGAACCUAUGUCUACUACACCGACUUCGUCAUGGAGUUGGCAAUGCUAUUUCUAGACCUUGUGCAUCACAUUCAUAUGCUGCUUUUCGGUAACAUCUGGUUGUCCAUGGCAAGCUUGGUCAUCUUCAUGCAGCUGCGAUAUCUCUUCCACGAGGUGCAGCGUCGCAUUCGCAGACACAAGAACUACCUUCGCGUCAUCAACAACAUGGAGGCCAGAUUUGCAGUUGCCACUGCCGAGGAGCUGGCAGCGAAUGAUGAUGACUGUGCCAUUUGCUGGGAUGCCAUGGUGUCAGCACGCAAGCUUCCCUGUGGUCAUCUCUUCCACAACUCUUGCUUGCGCUCUUGGCUGGAGCAGGACACCUCGUGCCCCACUUGCCGCACGUCCCUCAACAUCAACGGAGAAGGCGAGCAGGCGACAGGCCAGCAGCAAGGCGCCCGCAUGGAGGACAACACCGGCCCCCCUGGAGCCGCUGCCGAUCAGAGGCCACACAUCAAUCAGCACAAUCACUUCUUUCACUUCGAUGGGUCACGUAUUGCGAGCUGGUUGCCUAGUUUCUCAGUAGAAGUGAUGCACACCACCAACAUCUUAGGGAUUGCUCAGGCUAACAACUCUCAGCUGACAGCCAUGGCCCAUCAGAUCCAAGAGAUGUUCCCUCAGGUUCCCUCCUACCUGGUUAUGCAAGAUCUUCAGCUAACCCGCUCUGUGGAGGUCACCACUGACAACAUCCUGGAGGGACGCAUCCAGGUGCCUUUCCCUCCACCCACACAGGCCAUUGAGCGUGGUGCAUUGCAGGUGAGUCCUGUACCCGAUGAACAGGCGGGGCCCAGCGGUGCCGGCAGUGCCACUGAAGGCCCCAGCGAGCCUGACAACAUGGAAGCCCGAGGUGGUCGCUUCUCUAAAUCAGCUGAGGAGAGGCAGACGAUGUUAAAGCAGCGGAAAGAGGAGCUUAUACGGCAGGCGCGCAGGAGAUACCUGACCAAGAGCCCAGAGGAGCGGGAUGAUGAUGUUCCCAGCCUGGAGGAUGAGGAGGAAGUUGUAGACUCAACAACGCUGAGGCGACGAUCCAUGGCGGCAGCCGCGCAGAGACGAAUGCAUCAGGGUGCAGAACCCUGAAAACCCAGCUUCAAACUUCAGCAUCCACAGCAAAGGCAUGACAUGAAUGAUGGCAGUGUUUUUAACUCACCCCCUCUCAUACAGUACAGUUGCUGGCUGCCGUCACUUAAUCUUAAGGCCAAACUAUUGAAAAUGGCGUCACCAGUUGCAACUAAACUAAUGGGAGCAUUGUGUAUAUCAAUGCUCUUUGUGUACGUGCCACACAUUGUAAGCAGCAGCUUGAGCAGGCAGGAAGCUACAAUGUAGUUGGGCUGCCGGCUGAGAAAAUAUAAGAGCAUGUGUUGCAUUCAGAGAAACUGAGUCUUUGAAAAGCUCUUUGACCUUUUUUUUUUCCUCUUAGGAUUCUUAUGUUCUGUUUUGGUGGGGAAAACAUAUCUGAUGUAUUUGUGGGUUAUUUUAUAGCUCUCAACUGUGAACUGCAGUAAGUGUAGGCAAAAUACAUAUUUUUUUCUUCCCUUCUUACCUUGGUGUAAGAGAAUGUCACUUUAGUAUUUUUCGGUCAGGACAUGAAUGUUUUUAAUGCUGCAAACAGAAGUGUCGGCAGUGUAUCAUUUCCAUCCGUUAUUUAACCAGCAAGGGUGUAUAGGCAUGUACAUUUUUUGGUUUCUAAUAUUAUUCUCUUGUAAGGGGAAGUAUUGUUUGGUAUUCGUCCGAUGGGUUUCCUUCCUUAAACCACUGUCGCAGUUGAUAAAUUAUUUUCCGAGUAUUUGGCAACUCAUCUCUGUUUCUAUCAUUUUUUAAUAAGAAAAGGGUAUGUAGAAAUGUUUUGCCUUUGUCUAUUCAAAUUGGCGGGUGGGGGGCAUACCAGCAAGCAACAUUAUCUUAAACUGGAGAUGUUUUUGUCAUUCAUUAUAGUGCAACAAGAUGGAUACAUGGUCCAGGAAAGAGUGAGUUAAACGUAUUGGGGAUUUUUAUAACAGUUAUCUUUGAGGAUAUAUUUGUUUUUGGAAUUGUACAGUGGGCUGGAUCAAAUGCUGUUUAUGGCCCAGUGCCCCCAGGUUCACCACUCUUGCUGUAAAUGCUGGCAUAGGAUGCAGUUUGCUCACUAUUUGGAUGGGAUGUUUGCGAUAUGAUUUGGAUAGGUGAAAACAAGACUCAUUUGUUUUCUAUUCACCGGUAGUUACAUAACACUUAAUUUCUAACAGUUUUCUGAAUUUAUAGAGAAGAAUUUAUCAAAGAUGCAGAGACAUUUUUGGACUGAACGUUACCAGUGUAAAUGUGCCUACAAAUGAAGAUGUUUCUCUCAUGGGUCAUUUGUGUAAAUGUAGUUUUUUUGUAAAUUAUAUACAGAAUACACAUUGCAAUCAAUAAAAAAAGAGUGGCUUCA